Molecule: messenger RNA, 2100 nt
Organism: Penicillium daleae
Lineage: Eukaryota; Fungi; Ascomycota; Eurotiomycetes; Eurotiales; Aspergillaceae
Product: transcription factor domain-containing protein
Exons: 3
Coding region: 1-2100 (699 amino acids)
Biological process (GO): DNA-templated transcription
Molecular function (GO): DNA binding; zinc ion binding
Source: RefSeq, a predicted model, not a curated record
AUGGAGCGUCCAGAGUAUUUACCCAAGACGUCAGAGAUUGGCUCUCUGACAGCUCAUUCCAAUGAGGACAGCCAGUUUGUCGGUAGUUCCAGCGGCGUCUACUUUAUAAACACAGUCAAGAGGGCCUUCUCAACUGGCCUCGAUGGACCAGGGUCUCCAGAGACAGAGUUCCCCACUGCUGAAGAUACAUUAGUCGGGGCAGACGACUCGCCCCGGCAUAAGAGACCUCGCGUCGCAGCUUCUAGCGCAAAUUCCGUCACCUCGCCUGGAGCGGGAGAGUCCCCUUUGCAGUGGAAAUAUGAUCCUCAAAUGGUGAGCUAUUUGGGUGAUGCCCCGCCAUUGGACCUGGCGAAGGAGCUGAUGAUGGCCUACUUCAAAGUGUGGCAUCCUCUCUUCCCCUUCCUGCAUGGGCCGACCUUCCUACAGGCCAUGGAGAGGUUUUAUUCGAGCACACAGGAAACAAGGCCAGGCGAGGGAAUCGACUCGGACCACCGAAGCGCCUGUUGGACGGUGAUCUUUCAAUGUAUAUUCAAUCUUGGAGCUCUACUUCGUCCUGACUUGGAGCUUCCGCCCGAAUGUCGAAUUCAGGCCCCUGGCAGCAUGACUGCUUUGUUGGGGAGCCUUUCAACACGACAUGACAUCACCACACUGCAGGCACUCCUUGCUGCACAGGUCUUCCUUGUUGCAAGAAUGUCGCUCAGGCCGGCGUCCACAUUCGGCGGGUGUAUCCUGCGGUCGAUGCUCCAUGCUGGAUUACAUCGUUGUCCCUUCCGCUAUGCCCAGCUCUCUUCGCAUGACCGGCAAUUACGGAAGAGGAUCUUCUGGUGUGCCUAUGCCAUCGAUAGAUAUCUGAGCCAGGCACUUGGCUUGCCGCUGGGUAUCCAGGACUCGGAUAUUGAUGUUUGUUUGCCGGCUGCACCGGAGAUGCACUCCCCGCCGCGAGUCAGAAGUUCGAAUGCGAUAUCGUCCACUUCAAAAUCAAUAGACGAGACUCUGCAUGCAGACGAGGGAGUUGCAAAUUUAUCUGAAGAUAGCGUCAUCUCUGCCCGGCCCCGUUCUGCGAGUACCGCACGUCGGGAGAGCCAUGUUGAGGAUCACCGCAAGAAGGAAAGCGUUCUGGCCAGUUACGUGGACUCUGGUACCCUUACGGGGCGAGCUCUGGAGCUAUUCCACAAAUCCAUUCUCGUUCGUUCAGUUUCUCGGAGUGCGGUACUGUUCUUGGUGACAGAUGUCCACAAGUGGUGGAAUAGCCUCCCUAUCGAGUUUCAAGGAAAGUCAGCAGGGCCUGACGAAGACUCGAAUACAGUGCUUACGGAUCAUCCAUUUGAUUUCGGACCCUUCUUUACAAUCUUGUAUCAGCAUCUUGUCUUGAUUAUCAAUCGACCUUCACUCUCAUUGGAUCCUUUGACUGCGGAAUUUUCUUCUGCGCUACAGACGUGCAUCGGCGCGGCCCGCGCCAUCCUUGCCGCAUUGAGGCUCCAACUGGCCAGCCAGCAGGCCUUUUUCUGGCCCGGAUUCUUGUCGGCUGCUUGGAUGUCCGGGCUUGUUUUAGCCUUCGCCUGUCAGCUCAAGCAAUACGUUUUGGGAAAGGGGUUGCAGGAGAUUGAGGAAUGCUCGGAAUUUUUGCGCCGCAUGUCUACUCAGUGGGAGACUGCAAGGCACUGUCAUUUGACUUUGUUACUGUUGUCCACCAAGAUAAAAGAAAUUGAGAACGAUCCAGAUCCAGGAAUGAGCUCACAUUCUUAUGCGCUCAGGAAUACGGAGAGGGCAAACGAUUCUCUGAAACCCCCGAGUCUACAUGAACAAGACCUUAGGGAAGCACAGGUUCUCAAGCCGAGCAGCCCCAUCCUACCGUCCCAGGAGCUCUCCGAGGAUCAGAAGGACCUGGGAUUGGUCUGUUGGCAUCUGAACAUCCAACAAAUUUUCAUGCGGAUAUACCAUCGACUGAGAUAUCCCCCACAUAUUCUGGGAUUCCAGAAUAUGGAGACGAACUACCUUGCUGGUGGUUCGAGCUUUGAUCUGAACAUGGUUGAUCUAUUUGGAGGCUCGAAUUUCGAUUCAUUGCUCGAUGUGAUUGGGCAGCAAUAUCCCAACUUCUAG